Astyanax mexicanus (Mexican tetra) is the source of this 16180-nucleotide messenger RNA. RefSeq names its product ring finger protein 213b (gene rnf213b). Lineage: Eukaryota; Metazoa; Chordata; Actinopteri; Characiformes; Acestrorhamphidae. Gene Ontology annotation, molecular function: metal ion binding; ATP hydrolysis activity; ubiquitin-protein transferase activity. Gene Ontology annotation, cellular component: membrane; nucleolus; cytosol. The coding region runs from base 143 to 16096 and encodes 5317 amino acids. Gene Ontology annotation, biological process: negative regulation of non-canonical Wnt signaling pathway; sprouting angiogenesis; ubiquitin-dependent protein catabolic process. The transcript has 65 exons. The record is from RefSeq and is a predicted model, not a curated record.
CUGGAGAAACGAAACUGAAACUUCAGAGAGAGAUUACACUGCAAACCCCCGUAUCUCCCAGCUCAGGAUCAAACCCCCGUAUCUCCCAGAUUUUUGACUUUUUUGUUAGAUUUGCUCAUUUUUGGGCGAAAUAAACUCAAAAAUGAAGAGAAAAAGACAAAAUAAAGAGAGAAAGAAAGGAGCGAACUCUGACCGUCCCCGAGAAAGUGGACGAAAAAAAAAGACCAAAAAAUCUGAGACCACACCCCCAGCCUGGCCCCAAACCCCGCCCACAGAACCAUCAACUGGACCAGGGGACCAGACUGGCUCUCAGGGGCCCAAUCAGAGCUCCAGUGGACCAGGGGAGCAAACUGACCGCCAGGGGCCCGGCAGGAGCUCCAGUGGACCAGGGGACCGGACUGGCUCUCAAGGGCCCGGCAGGAGCUCUAGUGGACCAGGGGACCGGACUGGCUCUCAAGGGCCCGACAAAAGCCUCAGUGGACCAGGGGACCGGACUGGCUCUCAGGGGCCCGGGGGGAGCUCCAGUGGACCAGGGGACCGGACUGUCUCUCAGGGGCCCAGGAGGAGCUCCAGAAAACCAAGGGACGUGAUGGACCGUCAGGGAGCCAACAGGAGCUCCAGUGAAUCAGGGGCCCAGACUGGCUCGCAGGGGCCCGACAAAAGCCUCAGUGGACCAGGGGACCGGACUGGCUCUCAAGGGCCCGGCAGAAGCUCCAGCAAACCAGGGAACCAAAUGGACCGUCAGGGAGCCAACAGGAGCUCCAGUGAAUCAGGGGCCCGAGCUGCCUCUCAGGGGCCCGUCAAAGUGGAGGCUCAGACAAAGUUCAGAACCAGGAUGACCCAGACCGAGCCUGUUAAACUGAUCACUCGCCAAACCCAGACAGAACCGACACCGCCGACCUCUCAGCCCGAGCCUGCAGGGGGCGCUAUGGACUGGGAGUCGACGCCUCCGCCGGACAGAGGGAGCGAGAAAGAGGCAGAAAACGAGAAAAAUGAAGAGAAAGAUAUGAAGAACGAGGUGAAUCUGAGUGCACAGAGAGAAGAGCCGAGCGUUCAGAGUGAAGCAGAGCCGUCAGCAGGAGACCCUCAGAGCUCUGAUUCUGGAUCAGCAGAUAAAGGAGUGAAAUCAUAUGCAGCUGCAGCAUCAUCAUCCUCUAAACCAAUCAGACGCUCAGAGGAACAGAGAGAUCAGACCGCGGAGAUCAGAACCCAAAACCAAGCAGAGCAGAGAAAAUCAUCUCCAGUGAGAGGACCGAGCAAACCACCAGCAAUCACUUUUUACGUGCACAUAGUAGUGGACAAAAAAUUCAGGUUUAAUAGAGAUAAAGACAAGCUUCUGCUCCUCCUUACAGACAGAUCCAUUGAAUUGACAAUGACUUAUUUCAGAGGAUUGCAGGAGAAUGGCUACCUGAUAGAAGCUCAGUUCUCAGUGGAUGAAUGUAAUUUGUGGAGAGGAAGCACAAUAUCGUAUAAAUAUGCAGUUCUCCAACGAAACAAGACCGUAGAGGAAAUCACCACAAGACAGCUCCAGAUCCCUUUAGGCCAAUCUAAAGAAAUCCACCUCUUUGAGCCCCUCAUGAGUCGCCCUGGAUCAUAUAAAGACUGGAUUAGUUUACAGACUCUUACAGGCUGGUUCAGGUCUCCGGAUAAACGUGUUGCUGAAGCGUGGGAGAAUUCUGCUCGCGUCCUACUGGAUAGACUGUUCCAAAAAUGGGAAGCAUCAAGUCAGGAGAGCGUUGGGAAAUUUACUCAACUCUUAGAAAGCUAUAAGCAGAGUUUCCAGGCAGCCAGGGAACAGGUGUCAGAGCUGAUCGCGAAGAAGCUGUUGAGCAUGAUUAAUGUGGAGAGAGAGGGAGGACCCUCAGGAAAAGUUAGAGAGGGAUCCUCGGCGGAUGCCGGCGCUCUGGCGCUCGGUCUGUCGGUGUUUCAGGUUUGCUGUAGAUGUCAAAUCAAACUCGGAAUUAAAGACUGGGGCAAAAUCUGUCAGCUGAUCUCCUCCGGUUCUGCUCCUGAACAGCUACAAGAAAUUCAACAGGCCUUUCCAAAUCUACAGAAUACGCUGAUGGGUCUGAUGAAUCGCUGUGCUCGUCUGCUGGGGUCGGAGCUGGUGCUGCUGGUGCCGGUGCUGCAGGCUGUGGGUCGGCCCGGCUCAGACUCGGGCCGGUUUGGGUGGACUGUGGAGGAGCCGGUCUGGGCCGGACUGCAGAAUGUGGAGUAUAGUUUAUAUAGAGAGAAGAUCAGAAAAUUACCUGACAAAAGGAGAAUGAUGCUGGAGAUGAUUAGAGAGCGCAGGUCGGUGGUGCAGGAGAAUCCUCAGGUUCUGGGCGGCUGGAUCUCUCUGAUGGCGUUUGAGGAUUUGGUUGAUUUUGGUGAAUUAAUGCAGAUUAAUCCUGAAUAUCUGCUGCAGAGUUUAAUGUUCAGACUGAAGGAGAGCGAACUGUACUUUAAUAAAUCCAGCGCAGUGGAUAACACCACCCUGCAGGUCACUGAAAAGAUCUUGAGCUACGUCCUGCAGCGCACUGAGCAGGACAUUACCAGGAUCAGAGGUUUGGAGCAGUUGGUCGGUGUAUCUGAGAGCUGCAGGAAGGUUCUCAGGAUUUCCUGCAGAUUAUCCCGACAUAACCUCCCCACCUUCAGAUCCGGAGUCUCAGCCCUGCAGCUGCUGCUGAAACUGACCUCAGAUCAGUAUGAAGCUCUUUCAGAGGGCGGAGAGGAGAAAGAUCAGGAGAAAUCCCGCCUCCUCUCUCAGCUGGAGAUCCUGCAGAAGGAGAUCAGUGAUUGGAGGGAUGGGUUUCUUCGCAAGCCUCUGUUCCACCAAUCAGCAUUCACAUACCCUCAAGAAAUAGAGCUGUGGGAUUCUCUCUUCAGACUGAAGUGUUCGAUCCCGAGCUUCACGCAUCGCUGGAUCAGCGGUUUGGAGACGGAUUUAAAGAAGAGGAUCUCUGAGCUCAGCGAUGUGCAGAAGAUACAGGUGAACUGUGUGGAAGCUUCAGCCUCGGCUAUCGCAAAAACUCAUAACUCCAUUCAGACCUGCUUCAGAGAACUCUGUCUGUCUGCUGUUACAAACACAUGCCAGUCGGGGAAGGAAGGAGAUCUUCUGAAGAGUUUCUUCUCGUGGGGGACGUCUCCUCCCUCCUCCGUCUUGUCCUCCAUCGUGGUGGAGUCAGCAGAUCGGUUUGGAGAGGACGUGGUGAUGCAGCUGCUGGAGGAUCAGUCUGCUGCUCACGUCCUGCUGUCUCGGGGGGACUGGAGUCGGUGGGGGAUGAGUCCGGAUGCUGAUCAGGUGAUGGAGAAGUGUCAGGCGGCUCUGGACGGGCUGGUCGAGGCUGUUUGUCGGGGGGAUGUUUCUCUCAGAGAGCUGCAGACCGUCAUCAAACACCGGAGCAGCUUCCUAAACAUCUACAAAACCCAUAAGAAUGGUGGAUCACAGGGACACAUCUCCAUUGAUGCUGCGUCUCUGCUGGAUCAGAGAGAGCAGGACCUGCAGGCUCUGCAGGAGCAGAGGGAUCAUGUAGACGCUCUGAUAAAGAUGAUCGGGAAGAUUUCAGAGAUGAUUCACGUUCCUGAGAUCUCCUUAUUAGAGGAAGAACACAAGACCGAUCUUCAGUCUCUGACCCUGGAUCAGCUGCUGGCGGUUCGGCCGUGUUUCUGUGAGGAGGAUCUGAGGGGAAUCUCGGGUUCUGCAGGACGGGUUCUGUUCUACAGCGUCGAGCCGCCGGUUCUGGACACGGCGAGGCAGAUGUACCUCCUGCGAGAGAGUAAUCUUCUCCUCAGCCUCUGGGUGGACCGAGCCGCUGACCUGGCGUCUCUGAGUCCUGGUUCUGACCCGACGUCCCUCAGCCUGGGGGAGACGCUGUCUGAGAUCUGGGCUCCGGCGCUCAGGGAGUUCACGGCGCUCGGCGUCAGGAUCGCUCGAGGUUCUGCCCGGUUCCAGGAGGUGGAUGAGCUGGUGGACGGGUGCGGAGAUGAAGGCGACGGAUCUAAGGUCCAGAAGGAGCUGCAGCUUCAGGCCGUUCAGCUGCAGGACCUUCAGGACCUGGAGGAGAACUGGGUCGAGCUGAGGUUCGGUCAGAUCCAGCAGUACCGGCAGCUUGACCGCGCCGCCGACGCCGCCGACACUUUACUGAGAAUACGAGAGAGACUCGCUCUGAGAGGAGACUUCACUCACAUCCACCCUCUCACUCAACUGAGAGAGGACUGGUUUAAACAGAGGACUCUGGGAUCUCUGAGUGAGGAUCUGAUCAGCGCUAAGGACAGGCUGUCGCAUGUUAAAGCGCAGGACUCGGCCUGCCUGCACGCGUUCCUGCAGAGUGAUAAACUGCUGCAGUGGGUGAAGAGCUGCAUCGAGAAUCCCAGUGAGCUGAAGUUCUUCAUGAAUCUGGCGGGAGAGAGUGAUGCUGAUAUAGACAGACUGGCCAGUUUUCGGGACGCUGUAACGGGAUACAGCCCGCUGCUGUACUCUUUACCUGUGGAGGCGGGGUUUCAGGAGUUACUCACCUGUGCUGAACAGGUCUGGAAGAAUCUGGAAAAGGAUAAGAAACUCACAGAAAAACUGAGAGACUCGUGCCGCUGGCUGGACUGGUUGAAGAGUGUGAGGGAAACGUACGGCUCUGUGGAGCAGUCCUCUCUCUCUCUGGCUUCAGCUAUAAACACCCACGGAGUUUAUCACCUCACCUGGCCUGCAGACUCUUCAGGAAAGAAACAGCUGGGUGGUGUUUUAUAUGUGAAAGUGCAGAGUGAUGAAAUGGAUAAAAUAUAUUCUGUGGAGGAUUUACUGGAGUUACAGAAUAAACUGAUGCUGAUGUCGUCUAAAGGAGAGUGCGGUAAAGACCAGGUCAACAAAUUUACUGAGAUUUUUGAGGGAGCGCAGAGAAUGGGUCGUAUUCUCUUACAGCUCUGUUCAUCCGGCAACGUGUUCUUCCGGGAUUUGGAGGUCCUGAUUAAAUGCAGUCCUGAUGUAGAUCCGUGCAUCGCUGUUCGCUGCCCGUUGCUCGGGAAACGGAUUGUGUACCACGGCGACGUCGCUGAGCAGCUUCAGAGCGUGUGCAGAUCGAUGGAGUUCUGCCACCAAAACUGGCGAAACUUCAUCUCAGACAUGAGGUCCAGAUUCUACGCCCUGAACUACUUUACCUCCGAGCAGAUCGUCUACCUCUGUAACUGGAUCCACAACGUCUGCGUCAGAGGGACGCCGGUACCACGGCAACUGUGGUACCUGCUGUACCCCCUCAAACCCUCCUGCUCCCUAAACGACAUCAGAGAAGCCUUCGCCAAGGCGAGACAUCAGGGUCCUGCACCGUCCUCAGAGGAGCCGGACAUGGAGGACAAUAUGGAGUCAGAAGAAGAAGAAGAGGAAGAAGAAGAAGAAGAGGAAGAGGAAGAAAAAGAGGAAGAGGACAAGGAAGUAGAGAGGGUAAAGGUUGACACUGAGGAAAUGAUGGAAGAACUUCCUGGUAGAUUUGAGCAAGAUCUUUCUUUACCCGAGCAUCAGAUUGAAGAAGACGUGGAAGAGUCGCAAUCGUCCAGUGAUGAAGACGAAGCUGAAGAAGAAUUGAUUGAGCCUCAAACUCAACUUCAGCUUCAAUCUCAGUCUGAACCUCAAUCUAAUCAGCUCCAUCCUCGUCCUCAGUCUGAAGAAGACGACUCAGUGGACAGAACUUCCACGGAGAGUUUGGACGGUUUGUGGCGUCUCUUCAGGAAGGACAUGGUGAGAUAUCUCACGCAGUACGUGGACGUGGAGACACUCGCUACGUUCCUCUCCCGUCUCUCAGACCUGAACCAGGAACAGGUGGAGCGAAAACUGCCGGCGGUUCUUCAUGAGGACAAACCGAACCUGGUCCUGUGUCCCUCUGCAGACCUGAUCAGCACCACGCUGUCCUUCUACACGGAGAGUCCAGAGCAGACCUGUCCCUCUGAUGAUGAGGUUCUGAUGUGUGAGGAGGACACGUCUGAGGAGGAGGUGGAGAUCUUCCUGAGGAGAUGUCUGGGACGAGGUUCUUCUAGUGCCCACAAGAAGAUCUACACAGUGGUGAACCCGGGUUUGUUGAGUUACGAUGUGGGCGUGGCUCUGGCGGAACGUUUCGAGGCGCUGGAGAAAAGCGCUCGGGCUCGGUAUCGCUUAGUGAUCAUCAGCCCCGUCAAUCAGGACAGAUAUGUCCCGUCCUUCUUCAGCAGCUACAAAGUACAGGGAGCUCUGGGCGUUUCUGUGGAAACAGCUAAAGAAUACCUCAGAUACCACCUAACUGCUCCGUUCCAUCAUGGAAGCCACCAGCAGGUCUAUCCUGAAGGUCUCACAGCCUGGAUGAUUAUAUCUAAACGAGCAGCUGUUGGGAAGUCGCUGUACGUUUCCCGGAUGUUUCAGGGUUUUAAGGAGAUGCUUCCAGCAGCCAGUUAUCUUCCUCUCAGACUGAUCGAGUCCUGCGUCGAUGUAGACGACUUCGUACACAAUCUUACUGAGAAGUUAGAAGAGCUGAGGGAGCAGGAUCCUGUCCUGCUGCACAUCGACGCUGCAGCUGUUCGAUCUGGUUUGGAGGAGUUCCUCUUCAGGUUACUGGUUCUGGGGUGUUUGAGUAAUGGUAAAGGAAGACUCUGGAGGAGAAACUCAGCUCACCUGAUCACCAUCGAAACGCUCCUGCCAGAUUCCACUCAUCCCCGACUCCAAUCAUCUCAGAAAGAGCCACAUCAAGGACUCCUGCACCUACUGCCCACCAUUCACUGUAGACCACCAAAAGAGGUCAAAGUGUUGGAGCUCAAAAACAGAAAUGAUAUACAAAGGAGUACGUCUUUAGAUCCACUGAUGGAUAUUCAGGAAUUCCGCAGUGAAGGAAUUCAGAGACCUUACCAAUAUUUAAGGAGAUUCAACAGAAACGAAGACCUGGACCAUUUCAGGUACCGGGAUAAAUCUGUGGAAGGAGAUCCAGUCGAUUGUCUUCAUCAUCUUCUGUCGAACUGUGGUCUUAAGGACCCUUCAUGGGCUGAACUGAAGCACUUUACCUGGUUUCUCAACCUGCAGCUUAAAGACUGUGAGAUUUCCGGCUUCUGCGACCCGAACUUUUUCGCUCAAAGUUUGCGUGGCUUUAAGAGUUUCAUCGUCAAAUUCAUGAUCCACAUGGCGCGGGACUUUGCGUCACCUUCUCUGGACAUCUCUGACCAGAGUCCUUCUCUUCUUGUAGUGCGUGAUUCUGAGGAUGAUCUGCUGUCCAGGUUGACCAUUCGGAAGAAAUGGGAGAACCAGUCUCACCCAUACAUCUUCUUCAAUGCCGACCACCUCACCAUGACCUUCCUUGGUUUUCAUGUGAAGCAAAUGGGAGCUAACCUCAAUGCCGUUGAUCCGCACAGUGGCCAGGUUUUGAUGGGGAAUGUGAUGUCUCCUGACCUGUUUGAUGGGCUUCGACAACAAAGAAUUUCCUUUUCCGAAGACUUUGAUCUGCUGCCAAGAGAAAACAAGAUCAGAAAGAUCUCCUUAGUGGUUGGCGCGAAGGAAAGGUUUGACCCUGAUCCCACGUACGAACUCACUGCAGACAACGUCAUGAAGAUGCUGGCCAUCCACAUGAGAUUCCGCUGUGAGAUCCCAGUCAUCAUAAUGGGCGAGACCGGUUGCGGAAAGACCAGGCUGGUGAAGUUCCUCUGCGACCUGCAGAGAGAAGGGAGAAAUGUGGAAAACAUGAAGCUGGUCAAGGUUCACGGAGGAACUACUGCUGAUAUCAUAUACAAAAAGGUCAGGGAGGCAGAAGGUCUUGCGGUGGAGAACAGGAAAAGGCACAGUUUGGACACGAUUUUGUUUUUCGAUGAGGCGAACACCACAGAAGCCAUUUUUGCCAUCAAGGAAGUGCUGUGUGACUUGACGGUUGAAGGACGUCCUUUGAGGAAAAACUCCGGCCUAAAAAUAAUCGCUGCCUGCAAUCCCUACAGGAGACACACUCCUCAGAUGAUUAAACGCUUGGAGCGAGCUGGACUGGGCUACAGGGUGAAGGCUGACGAAACAGAGGACAGACUUGGGAAGGUUCCCAUGCGACAGCUCGUAUACCGAGUUCACCCGUUACCUCCUAGCAUGAUUCCUCUUGUUUGGGACUUCGGACAGUUGAGCGAUUCAACCGAGUCCUCGUACAUUCGCCAGAUAGUCCUGAAACAAAUGAAAGAGCAUCGCUUGCCUCUCGAGUGCAAGAAUGUGAUCACGAAUGUUCUGGCCUCUUCUCAGAGUUACAUGCGAGGUACAGCGGACGAGUGCAGUUUCGUAAGUCUUCGGGAUGUCGAGAGGUCAAUGAUGGUACUGGUGUGGUUUUACCAACACAGAGACUACCUUUUCCCAAAUUACCAGCGCACUGACGCAGUGCACAUGACUCUGAAAUGCUUGGCUCUUGCUUUGGGUGUUUGCUAUUACCCUUCGCUUGAGUUGCGAGACGCCUACUUGUCCACUGUUUCCAGGCAUUUUCCUAAACCGCUGAACAACAAAGAAGCCCUAGAGCGGGAGAUCAUCUCUUGCCAAGACUUCUUUAUCGACCAAAUCGAAAUCAAACAGCCAAUCGCCAAGAAUUCUGCCUUGAAAGAGAACCUUUUUCUCAUGGUAGUCUGUAUUGAAUUGAGAAUCCCUUUGUUCCUGGUUGGCAAGCCUGGGAGCUCUAAAUCUCUCGCCAAGACGGUGGUAGCAGAUGCCAUGCAGAGACAGACAUCCAAGUCUGAUCUGUUUAAGAAGCUAAAGGAGACACACAUGGUGUCCUUCCAGUGUAGUCCUCACUCGAGCCCAGAAGGGAUCAUUGCAACCUUCAGGAACUGUGCUCGAUUUCAGAAGGACAAAAACUUGGAUGAGUAUGUGUCAGUGGUGGUGCUGGAUGAGAUCGGACUGGCUGAAGAUUCUCCACAGAUGCCGCUGAAAACUUUGCACCCGCUUUUGGAGGAUGGGUGCAUUGACAACGAAAGGCCAGAUCCUCACAUGAAGGUGGGCUUCAUUGGAAUCUCGAACUGGGCUCUUGAUCCGGCAAAGAUGAACCGAGGGAUUUUUGUGUCUCGUUGGGAUCCAAGUGAACAUGAAUUGGUGGAGACGGCCAAUGGCAUCUGUGCGUCGUCCAAGUCAGUGUUCCUUAAAAUAAAGCACCUUCUGCCCAAGCUGGCAAAGGGCUUUUUGAGCAUCUGUAAAAAUGACAGCGACCUGUUCUUUGGACUCCGGGACUAUUACAGUUUGGUGAAAAUGAUUUUUGCCACAGUGAAAAAUACAGACCAGGAGCCUAGCGUUGGUGUCUUGGCGGAAGCUGUACUGCGGAACUUCAGUGGCCAGAAAAACAACUUUGAUCCUCUCAGUCACUUCCAAGAUCUCUUCUACAUUAUUAAUCAGCAGGACGUCCCCAGGACAACCACCUUGAAAAUGAUAGAACAAAACCUUGAUGAGACCAACGAGAGCCGCUACCUUCUACUGCUCACUACAAACAACGCAGCUCUGUACAUCGUUCAGCAGUACAUUUUUUCAGGAAACGGUAAAUACGCCAGCCCUGAAAUCGUGUUCGGUUCUGGCUUUCCCAAAGAUCAAGAGUACUCUCAAAUCUGCCGCAAUGUGAGUCGGGUCAAGACUUGCAUGGAGACCGGACGGACUGUCAUCCUCUUGAACCUUCUCAAUCUGUACGAAAGUCUGUAUGAUGCGCUGAACCAGUACUAUGUUUCCUUUUGUGGACAACAGUACGUUGACCUGGGACUAGGAUCCCACAGAGUGAAGUGUCGAGUGCACAAGGACUUCAGACUGGUGGUGAUUGAAGACCAGGAGAAAGUCUACAACAAGUUUCCUGUUCCUCUUAAAAACCGACUGGAGAAGCACAGAGUAGACCGGAGUACGGACUUGACAGCAUGGCAGCUAAGAGUUCUGGCGAAACUCGAAAACUGGGUGAAGGAAUUUUCACGCUGUAGUUCGUCAGAUUUUAGUUCGACGGAUGCCUUUGUUGGGUUUCAUGGGGAUGCUUGUGCCAGUGCACUGUUGCAAGCCUUGGAAAGAAGACAAAACCAAGACCAGCAGAAAGUGGGAGAUGGUCUUGCUGUCGCCACCGAUGUUCCUACAGUUGAGGUCGACUCUGAUAUCUUAGCGCCAAUGGAGGAGGGUAGUACGACUGUGACCAUCGAGAAUGAGAAAGACGUCAAUGGAAAUCAAGAACGAAUGGAAGGAAAAGCAUCUCCUAGUGCCGAUGUUGUUGGGUCUGAUGUUGACUGCCCAAUGCUCCCCAAAGAGGACGACGAAGACCAAAUCGUAAUGGAUGUAGACGACAGUGACGAAGUUCCAGUUGAGAUCAAAAAGAAUGCAGAGGAAACUGAGGAAAUUCUCAAGUCAUCCCAAGAAGAAAUGGACACAGACCCUGUCGAGACCCUCAAACCCACAAACUACGAAUCCUCUGAAACCAAGGAUGAAGAAGAAGAAGUCUACGAAUCUGCAAAGCACUUCCUGUUGAAAUGUGCCACCCCCGAUUCUGUACUGAGGCUAAAGUACUCCGGGUUGGGAAAACAGGAAAUAGAUCGACUUCAGAAGUUAUAUUUCCAUCAGCAAGACCAUCACUCCUUUAAAGACUUCCUGAGCAGCCAUUUGAAGAACAACGACAAAGACAAGAGCAGAUUCAUAGAGGUAACAACGUUCUCCAGUUUGCUGACUAAAGCUGAUGUGAGAACUCUGAGCCGGGCGUUGGGUUUAUCUAUGGAGAAGAUCCUGCUGCUCUCUCUACACCAGUUUGACACCGAGGCUUCGUUCUGCAGGAGGAUUCGGAGUUUUGUGCAGAAUGUGGGUCUGAUGCAGCGGAUUUUGCUAAUAGAGACGGACAUGGAGGAAUCUCUCUGUAAGAACGAACUCAUCGCUUCAGCAAAGUACCGCACUAUGAAUGAGGUUGUAUCUGUGGGUUCUAGAAGCUGCAGUUGUUACGUGGUUUUCAUCACUAAGCUCUCCAGGAUCUCAAGUGGAAAUAAGUACACUGGAUUUCAGGGAGGGGCGUGGCUUUCCGUGCAUAUUGAUGACCUCAGAGACUCUGACGAAAUGAGUUUGGAUCUGUCAGUUUUGUGUGGAACACCAAUCAGCCGCCUCCUCUCCCAGCCCACACUAACAGAUGUAGAAGAUGCUUCAGAACAUCAAGACCUUGAAAGACCUGAAAGCCACAAGGGGGCGGAGUCUGCGUACCUGCACAGUGUAUCUCUGGUGAAGUCCUGCAGUCAGAAGGCUGUAUCUCUGCUGAGGGACUCUGAGGGCAGUAAAGGCUGUCGGAGUUUACAGCGCAUCCGUAUUCUGCUCCACCUGCUGGGAGAUGAUCCAGGUGAAGCUGCAGGACGUUUCCAGAAGGUUCUGCUGGAGCGGCUGGUGGUUGCUGUGGCACAGAAGGAGGAGCUGAUUCAUAACUCGGGGGAUUGGGUGAAUAAAGAAGCAGCAAAGAGAGAAGCUCUACAGGAAGGAGGAACUCUCAGGCACACUCUGUGGCGCUGUCUACAGGGGGUUCUGACUCCGGUUCUGGUUGGGGUUCUGGAGGUUCUGGAUCGGGACUGUAAUCUGGAUCUGCUGAGUGACGGGAGUCUGAGUAACGGACUGAUCAAGUUCUGGAUCCAGAUCUUCAGCGACCCGCAGAUACUGGACCUGACUCCCCACCAGAACUCCGGCUCCUCAGAGCAGGACGUUGAUGUUCAGUGUAAUCUCCUGCUGGGGGCGGAGCUUCGGCCCUGCUCAGCUCCAUUCAGCUGGAUCAUCAGACUCUACUGUCAGAACCUGUGGGAGGAGUCUCAGUUUCUGCAAGGUGCGGAACAGAGCAGCAGGGCGCGAGUGCAGAGGUUUGUGAGUGCGGUGGAGAGCAGCCGUCUCGGCGGCUACAUCCUGAAUCUCUCUCCGGGCGAGAGGGCGGAGCUGGGGCAGAAAUAUCUCACUGAUUUUGUGCUGCUUUCCUUUAAAAUCAAGACUGAAGAAGAAAUGAAGGUGUUCAGUGCAGCAGUGUUGGGUUGUGUUUCUGCUCUGCAGCAGAGUAUGGGCGUGACUCCAGAUCUUUCUCCAGUUUGGAUCAUGGCAGCAGCCUGGCACUGCCAGCCUCGCCUGGAUGCCCUCUCACACACCCUGCAGCUCCAGCCACACCUGGCCACGCCCAUCCUCCAGAGACAACACCUGCAGAAAGACCUGCCGGACAUGUGUGAGGACAUCCUGGCUCUGGGUAUCUGUGUGGAGGAGACUAAGCUUCAGCCAAUCACAUCGCUUGCUGAGUGCACUUCCUUCCUGCGCAGAGUGGAACUGCUGCAGCCCUGUUUACAGAGAGCAUUAACUCAGAGCUGCAGCGCCCUCUGCAGCCCCGGCUGUCUCCAGCACCUCAGCGCUAUACAGUCAGUAUGGAGGGGGAUGCUGGUGGUAUCUGUGUUUAUUGAGCAGGUUGUGCUGAAGGUGGAGGAGAAGAACGAGAAGCUCAGAGAUCUCUCCAUCAAACACUGCAGCCAAAUCCAGAGACUGAUGGAGGAGAGUCCUGACCUGCAGAGUAAAUCCAGCCUCCAGCAGCUGAUCCGCAUCCUCAACCAGUACCACCACCAGUCCAUCAGCCCCGAGCUACGGUUUGGUGUGAAGUGCGCGGUGUGUCUGCUGGACGUGGUGGAGCCGUGUGUGCUGCAGUGUGAGCAUGUGUUCUGUAUCAGGUGUGUGACGGUGAGUCUGCAGGUACAGCCGGUGAAGAGCUGCCCGAAGUGCAGAACAGAACUGGAGCCCAGUUACCAGCCCACAGUAUCUCCCAGCACACAGGUUGCUCUAGAGGAGUUGAGGAGUGUGAGGAGGUGGUGUAACUCCUUCUUUCUGGAGGUUGUGUCUCGUUUCUGUCUCUGUGAGGGACAGCGCCCCCAGGAGGACAUGGUGGAGCUGCUGUUCUCCCUGCUGAUCUCAGCUCAGGGAGAUGUGUAUAAAACCCGAGAGCUCACUCCAUUCCUGGAAUGUGUGGAUCAGAGUCCUGUGGUUCGAUCCGUCCUGCCUAAACUCCUGCUGCAAUACAGUUUCGAUCAGGUUAAAGAUCAUAUUCAGACGUAUUUAGAGAACCUGGAGGAAAAUCUGCUGGACAAAGAGGACAGAACUGAACUGUACCGUCUCUUCACCAACUGUUUCCAGGACUCUCUGCUGGUUUCGGAUCCGGUUCCGGACGGUACCGAGUUUCAGCAGCAGCAGCAGGAGGAGAUUAACUUCCUCAGCCGUCUGAUCCGUAAACAAACUCCGCCCAGAGAACUCCAGCCGGCUCACUUCCUGCUCACCAUGGCCCGCCUCCGCAAGUGCCUGGACACCACCGCCCGGAUACUGCACAGAACCACCACUCACAACAGCGGUGUGUGGGAGGUGAAGCAGGUGGAGCAGGUGAGGGCGCUGUGUGAGUAUGGAGGUAAUGAUUGGUACAGGGUGUACCUGCUGAGGGCGCUGCACCGGCAGGCUGGUAUAGACUGUGUGCAGGCUCUGAUGAACAGCGCCACCUACCAGUGGAUCUUCCCCCCAGAGCUCCUGAGACUACAGAGGCUGGUUCCGGCGGAGGUGGAUCGGUUCCUCUGCUGUGGUUCUCUGUACCAGGACCUGAGAAACGGAGUCGCCCAACUGUUACUGGACUCCAGUCCAGACGCUCUAAACCACGCCCUCCAGGACCUGACGAAGGCCAGUUCAGGGAGCAGUGUUCUCCUGGCGCUGGCUCUGUUCAGACGGGUCACCUGUCGCCUGCUCUCACCUGACUCUGCCCUUCACCCCAGAGCUCAGGAUGUGGCUGUGCUGCAGGACGUGGUGAGGAGGAGCACGGCGGGGUAUCUGAGAGAGCUCUGCAGUGACCUGGUAUCUCCUCAGGCAGGUGGAGGUGUGGUUUCUCAGGUGUUUCUCAGGGCGGGAGGAUCUGCAGAGCGGCGUCUCCUGAUGGAGCUGCUGGUUCAUGCUGGAGCCGUGUUCAACAGCGGGAGCAGAUUACUCCACCCUCUCCACCUCCUCACCACCAGACCCCACUACAUCAGGGAGGCUUUUUUGCCGACGAUGCCGGAUGAUAACACCGUUAACGUUCUGAAGUGGCUCAAUAAAGAGAGGAAUCUGAAGAUGUACAUGUGUAGUAAAGGCCAUCCCUGUGUGAUUGGAGAGUGUGGGAAGCCGAUGGAGGUGGCGAGGUGUGAUACGUGCAAAGUGCUGAUUGGUGGAAUAAAUCACAAGCCGGUGGACAGGUUCACUUUGGUUCACGGCACGUCGGAUCAGACCAGACCAGGGCAUAUACUCGGCCCCGCCUCCGGACGCUCAGACGCCCCGAACCGAGACCUGAGCAUGGCCCAGUCUGCCGUGCUCCGCCUCCUACUGCACCUCGCCAUGCUGCAGGGGUCCUCAGCCAAUCAGCAGGGCGUUAGUGAAAUGAUCCACCCCGCUGUUCACGAUGUGCACGAGUUUCUGUGGAACCACCUUCAGAAGGACAUGGAGGUUCUGGGGAAAACUCUGAAUCUGAACUGGGACGAUACGGCCAUUACUGUUCACCUGAUCCUCAACACCUCAGCUCACCUCUCCACAGCGCGUGUCCAGCAGGGGGCAGCAGCGUGGUCGUCUCGACAGGCGAGAGAGGACUGGGAGAAGGAGGUGUGCAGGAUGGUCAUCACUCCCACCUUACGGGAUCUGGAUGGGAGUCUGAGGGAAGCUCAGGACCGGAUCUCGGAGGAUGAGCAGUUGUCGGGCAGCAUCCUGAUUAAAGUUCUGCUAGGAGACCCGUCCGGCCUCCUGCCCCUCCCCUCAGACUGCCCCACCCACAGCUCCGCCUUCUGGACCCCCCCGGACCCGCUGACCGUGGAGCGGCUGGUGCAGCUCAUCACCCAGAAACAGGGGGUCCGUCCGGUUCCCCUGCUGCUCCUCUUCACCUGCAGGGUACAGUGUGUGAGACAGUUGGGCUGUCUCCCUGAUCUGGCAGCGCUGGUAUCUGAUCUGAUGAGAGUUUCUCCGGUUCAGUCGGAUUCAAUCAACCCCACCAUCUCCUCCCUACUGCACAGCCUUCCUGCAGGUGGUGAGAGGAGCUGUAUCACUCGGAGGGUGAGGAUGUUCUGCAGGGUGUGGAACUCUCUCAGAGUGGAGCUCUCUAACAGCGGUGUGGAUGCUGAGUUGUGUAGUAAGGAUAUCAGUAUGGAGAGUUCUGGUGAGUAUCUGUCUCUGGGUCGGCGUGGUCCCGGCUCCUGUCUCCACGCUCUCAUAGACCUGCUGUCAGAAACCCACAACAGCCUCGUCCGAGAGUCCCGUAAACUCAGCCUGCAGGACCACAGUGACUACAGCCUGCCUCUGGGGGUGCUGUCUGAGAAUCAGCUGGCUCUCUGCCACCCUGAGAGGGAGCUGCUGCCCCUGGUGUUGGCGCACUGUAACUACACCCUGGUGAAGGGGCAGCAGACGUCCUGCGAUUACGACCUGCAGGCCAUCGAGCGGCAGCUCAACAGACGAUUCCUGGCAGGAAAACCUCGAAUCAAAACGGACACUGACAAGUUCCUGAAGAGGCAUCAUCAGGAUUUCUCAGAAGUCCUGAAAGAUGUUCGCAUGAAGAUUCCACAGGAGCAGUUGAAGGGAUGGAUGUACGGUUCUGUGAGGACGGUUCUGCGCUCGUUUACGGAGGUGUGUAACGCGGUUUACGCUCUGGAGAUCGGCCUGAGGUUCCUCAGCAAAACCGGAGGACGACCAGAAUCCAGCCUCCUCACCUUCCUCCAGAAAUCCCUCCGCCUGGAGCAGGAGAUCUCCAGCAGCGCCGCCAAGGCUCUCGCACAGAACCGGCUGGAUCAGAGUAACGCCACCUGGCAGCUGCUCACCUGCUGGAGGAGUGAACUGAAGCUGAGGAAAGGACAGGAGCCGUUCCCCAGGCUGUGUGAGGAGUAUAAGAGGAGGAUGACGGUGGAGGAGAGGAAGGAGGUGAAGGAGUUUCUGGACGUUACUGAUCUGGAGAUUUUUAUUCUGGAGCUUCAUGAGAUCCUCCUGCUGAAAACAGACCCCUCCUCCCAGAACAGAUACUCUGCCCAGUGGGAUAUCAGAUCUACUCUGGAGAACCGUCUGGAGGAGAAAUCUGCUCGGGUUCUGGUCGGAUUGGACCUGCUGUCCUCAGAGAUCACUCUGAGUAAAGCUGCUGAGGUGUGGAGACUCGCCGUGGAGUUCAGAACCUGAUCCUGUUCACCACUCGCACCGAUUCCCCUCACUACUGUACCAAUAACUCUAAUAAACCAGUUCUAAUAUUAAAUCUGAUUAAAU